Molecule: messenger RNA, 1073 nt
Organism: Condylura cristata (star-nosed mole)
Lineage: Eukaryota; Metazoa; Chordata; Mammalia; Eulipotyphla; Talpidae
Gene: C1QC
Product: complement component 1, q subcomponent, C chain
Exons: 3
Coding region: 125-862 (245 amino acids)
Molecular function (GO): protein binding
Source: RefSeq, a predicted model, not a curated record
AGCCUGCUCUGGCCCUUCCUCGCCGUGUCCACUGUCACCGUGUCCUCCUGCUGGGCGAAGGGAAGCAGGCCGAGGGCACCUCUCUGACCGGACCGGAAACCUCCAGCCCUGCUCCUUCCCCAGGAUGGGCCUGGGCUCCCGCUCCUGGCUCCUCCUGGGGCUGAACCUCGUGCUGCUCCUGCUGGCACUGCCCCUGGGCAGCCAGGCCAGCACCAGCUGCUACGGGAUUCCCGGAUUGCCCGGGUUGCCCGGGACCCCAGGGAAGGACGGGCACGAUGGACUGCAGGGGUCCAAGGGUGAGCCAGGAAUCCCAGCUAUCCCUGGGACACAAGGACCCAAGGGUCAGAAGGGAGAAGCUGGCACACCUGGCCAUCCUGGCAAAAAUGGCCCCAGGGGAGCUGCUGGGCUUCCUGGAUUCCCUGGCCCCAUAGGACCCCCCGGGCCACCGGGCCUGGAGGGCAGGUACAAGCAGAAGUACCAGUCAGUGUUCUCCGUCACACGGCAGACAGUGCAUUUCCCGGAACCCAAUGCCCUGGUCAAGUUCAACUCGGUCAUCACCAACCCCCAGGGGGACUAUGACACGGGCACGGGCAAGUUCACCUGCAAAGUGCCCGGCCUCUACUACUUUGUCUACUACGUGUCACUGAAGGCCAACCUGUGCGUGCAGCUGUACCACAAGGGCAUCAAGAUAACCACCUUCUGUGACCACCUGACCAAUAGCAAGCAGGUCAGCUCGGGCGGUGUGCUGCUGCAGCUGCAGACGGGCGAGGAGGUGUGGCUGACGGUCAACGACUACAACGGCAUGGUGGGCACCGUUGGCUCCGACAGCGUCUUCUCCGGCUUCCUGCUCUUCCCCAACUAGGACGGGCAGCUCUGCCCCAGCCCCGCUCGCCCACCUCCCUCAGAGUCCCUGCCCCAUCGCUGCCGUGGCCGGUCUCUGCGUCCUUACUCCAGUCUUUCUCUCUGCUGGGUGGACUCCUCCUCCAGGAAGCCCACCCUGACCCUCUGCCCCACAAAUGCUCUCCCUCCACUGCUCUCCGUCAGAGCUACUGCUUUGACACUUAGCCAGCAAU